ACUCCUUUUGUUCUCAAAUCUUUUCAAUAUGCAUCCUUCCAUCCCUUUGAUCAUCUCCUUUCUUUCUCUUCUCCUCUUCAUAAACAUAUCUCAAGGAAUUCGUUUGGAGGAACACUCCUUGAAGUCUUUCUACAUGAAAAGCAAAGUAGUGAGUUUCUCAGGAGGAGAAAGAAAGCUCAUGCAAACAAAAAGCUCUGAAGAUCAUUCUGAAGUGAAAUCAAUGGAGGUUCACGUUGAAAAGCAGAUCAAAGAACACGGGCAUUUGCCGACGAAGACUUAUACCGAUGAGCUAGAUAUUGCAGAAAUGGAUUAUUCUCCUGCAAAGAGAAAGCCUCCAAUUCACAACUGAGUGUGUUUGUGUUUUUUUUUUAAUCAAUUAGAACAAACACAGCACAAGAAAAGAGAUGAAUAGUGUAGUUUAGACAGCAAUGCUUGAAAUGCUGCAGUUUUCUUGGUUCAUGUCCCAUUUUGUGUAGAUACU
Dioscorea cayenensis subsp. rotundata (Guinea yam) is the source of this 481-nucleotide messenger RNA. RefSeq lists its product as uncharacterized. Bases 29 to 349 code for a protein of 106 amino acids. Lineage: Eukaryota; Viridiplantae; Streptophyta; Magnoliopsida; Dioscoreales; Dioscoreaceae. The record is from RefSeq and is a predicted model, not a curated record. The transcript is spliced from 3 exons.